GCGAAAGAUUCCACUGGGGAUUUUUCAGCUAUUGGCAUACAGGAUCGAAUGAUUGACAAUUGCGAAACCUUCUAAUGAACCUCGUGCUUGGAAAAGCAAUGAUUCGAGGAUUAAGAAACCGAUAUUCAUUGAGCCGACCUCUGGAUGCAGCAAUUAGUAAAUGACAUCCGAUUUCGCGUCCCAUUCAGCUUGUAUUAGAAAAAAGUCGGACAAAAUACGAGCCAAAGCCAUGAUGCAGGGGGCAACAGCUAACUACCAGACGUCUGCCUACCUACCAGGAGACUUGGAGAGAGACGGUCCCCCUUUGAGCCCCGUUGUUGAUCGGCCCAACUCACAAAAUCUUGGGACGAAUCUUGGAAAAACUGGGAACGCAAAAAGGGUCACGCAGCCGGGUAAAUGCCAAGCCCCUUUGUUUGUACCAUUUCAGCAGCAACAGCCGGAGGAAAAGGGGUGGAGGAGGGGGGCGGUCACUUGUUCCAGCAGCCCCAGUGGAUCACCUGUCGUUUGGGGAUUCCAAAGGGCCAAGAAAAAAAGCAUUGAGCAAAAAAUGGUAAACCGAUCCACAUGGGGUUGGCUGGAAUGGAAUAUCCUGUUAAAUGGUUGGUUCUAGACUUUGGGCCUGGGCACCACAACGUUUACUACUUGCCUUAUGCCAUGUGUUCUAUUAUCCAUGGCAGGCAGCCAAGCCCUUUUGAACGCCAAGUACCGUUUUGGAAAUCCGAUUUCUUGGGAACAAAGCGAAGCAUUCUCCCAUUUCUUGGACAAGGUCUCGGCGCAGGAACCUCCAUACAUCAAAGAUUGUACAAUUUUAGACGAGAAAGGAAAUGGAAGAGAGAGUAGCGAGUGGGAGAUAAAGAAAAUAAUAAUAUAAAUCAAAACAAAAAAGAAUUGCAGAAUCAAAACAGAACCCACUCGCCAAGA
This is a messenger RNA of Pyricularia oryzae 70-15, 921 nucleotides long. RefSeq lists its product as uncharacterized. Lineage: Eukaryota; Fungi; Ascomycota; Sordariomycetes; Magnaporthales; Pyriculariaceae. Bases 161 to 610 code for a protein of 149 amino acids. The transcript is spliced from 2 exons. The record is from RefSeq and is a predicted model, not a curated record.